This is a messenger RNA of Lactuca virosa, 304 nucleotides long. The record is from the annotation of a GenBank genome assembly. Lineage: Eukaryota; Viridiplantae; Streptophyta; Magnoliopsida; Asterales; Asteraceae.
AUGAAUUUCCUAUCGCAGACCAAGCGUUCAAUUUCUAAAAGUAAAAGACGAUAUCUCUCUUUAAUUGAGAAUUUUGGUCUCGAUUUGGCGAUUUUUACAAGAGUUCAAGACUUCAGAAUUGGAGUUCAAAGUUUGCUUCAGGCUUCUAGAGGUUUACUUUUCUCUUUCAGUAUGCCCAAAUUUUUUGAGUUCUUGGUCGGCUUCGCAGUUAUAAAUCGAAAAUUCCUGGAGACUUAGAGUUCGAAUUAUAAGGAUUUUUUAUUUCAUUGCCUUCUUGGUAAAUGUUAUAUAUAUAUAUAUAUAU